Sinocyclocheilus grahami is the source of this 1597-nucleotide messenger RNA. Its product is annotated as acetolactate synthase-like protein. Gene Ontology annotation, cellular component: acetolactate synthase complex. The transcript is spliced from 14 exons. The record is from RefSeq and is a predicted model, not a curated record. Gene Ontology annotation, molecular function: flavin adenine dinucleotide binding; acetolactate synthase activity; magnesium ion binding. Bases 11 to 1267 code for a protein of 418 amino acids. NCBI's taxonomy places the organism in Eukaryota, Metazoa, Chordata, Actinopteri, Cypriniformes, Cyprinidae. Gene Ontology annotation, biological process: L-valine biosynthetic process.
CAAAGGCCUGAUGGGGAAAAUCAUUGCAUGGUAUCUCCGGAAUCAUUUAUCAAACCUGUUUGCUGGAGCUUGGGAGACACGUGAUCUGUCCCCACUUCCUGUUCACAUCCCACAUGCCACAGAGGAUGAGGUCCAAAGGUGUGUGGAAUUGGUGAGCAGAGCCAAGAAACCUGUCAUACUGAUAGGCAGUCAGGCAACAUUGCCCCCUACACCAGUGGAUGAUGUCAGAAAGGCUUUAGAAUCUUUAGGCAUUCCCUGCUUCCUAGGUGGAAUGUCCCGAGGGAUGUUGGGAAAGAACAGCCCACUGCACAUUAGACAAAACAGGAGAGAUGCCUUAAAAGAUGCUGACCUCGUGCUGCUGGCAGGCACGGUGUGUGAUUUCAGACUGAGUUACGGAAGAGUGCUGAACAGACGGAGCAAAAUCAUAGCUGUCAACAGAGACAGGAGUCAGUUACUAAAGAACUCAGACAUGUUCUGGAAGCCAACAGUGGCCAUUCAAGGUGAUGCUGGUUCUUUCCUCCUGCAUCUCUCGAAAGCCCUGAAGGGACACAGAUGUCCAGAGGAAUGGCCUAGGAGCCUGAAAGAGGCAGAUGCCAUCAAAGAGAAAGCUAACAGAUCAAAAGCAGAUGAGAAGACAGAGAGGCAUUUGAACCCUCUGAGUGUUUUGCAUCGUGUGGAUGAGCUCUUGGCUGAGGACAGCAUCAUAGUGGCUGAUGGGGGUGAUUUUGUUGGCAGUGCUGCAUAUAUCAUGAGACCCUGGGGCCCGCUCCGCUGGCUGGACCCAGGGGCCUUUGGGACUCUGGGUGUUGGAGGAGGUUUUGCUCUGGGAGCAAAGCUUUGUCGACCUGAGUCUGAGGUAUGGAUAGUUUACGGCGAUGGUUCACUCGGAUAUAGCGUGGCUGAAUUUGAUACCUUCACACGUCACAAGACCCCAGUGAUCGCUCUGGUGGGAAAUGAUGCAUGCUGGAGUCAGAUCUCCAGAGAACAAGUGCCUAUGCUCGGGAGCAACGUAGCCUGCGGUCUGGCCUUUACAGAUUACCAUAUUGUAGCCGAUGGUUACGGGGGCAAAGGUUACCUGAUUGGCCGAGAGGAUGAGUCGCAGCUUGAUGACAUCUUUAAAAAGGCGCAGAAGGAGUGCAGAGAGGGAAAGGCCGUUCUGCUGAACGUUCUGAUUGGAAAAACUAACUUUAGGGAAGCAUUUGAAUGGGAACAUAUCCUACUUUCACCGAGACUGAACCGCUGUAAAAGGAGCAACUUACAGACUUGAGCUCUUUCGUAAAAGUGACAGACAUUUUGAAAACAAACUGGAGUCGAAUGGCCUCUGUUGUUACAGUGAAGACAGAGAAGCGUCCUUCCCAUGACUCUGAGGAUGGCGACACAGUGGCUAAAAAGGCCAGGUAUGAAAACAACAGAUGUUUGUGUCUUGCUUUGCUGCCAGCACAUUCCCAGGGCGAGCCAAAUAUUCUUCAUUGAAGUCAGCUCCUGUUUGCUGACCUGUUCUGAUGAACAUGUGAUCUUUCAAAGACCUGUACUUCCUGAUAAGAAUGACUUUGCCAGAUAGGUUUUUCCUAUUCUUUGAAAAAAAUGAUAGUCCACC